Molecule: messenger RNA, 4465 nt
Organism: Neltuma alba
Lineage: Eukaryota; Viridiplantae; Streptophyta; Magnoliopsida; Fabales; Fabaceae
Product: kinesin-like protein KIN-12E
Exons: 22
Coding region: 117-4292 (1391 amino acids)
Biological process (GO): microtubule-based movement
Molecular function (GO): ATP binding; microtubule binding; microtubule motor activity
Source: RefSeq, a predicted model, not a curated record
UGUGCAUUUCGAUAAAGUUUAGCGUUCGCUCUGAAUAUUGUCUUACCCUCCCUUUCGCGUUGCUUCAGCAGAUUUCGAUUGGUAGGUUUUCUCUGAACUAAUUGGAGUAUUUCACAAUGCCAUUCAUAUCGGAGGCUGCUAGCGCCAUUAAGAGCAGGUUCGGGUUCCAGGAUCAUUCCUUCGACUCUAUUUCGCUGGUUCAAAGAACUCCAGAUCUUCUGAAAUCUACUGCAAAAGAGAGUAUUGUACACAGCUCUGCAGUUCGAAGUUUUAACGACUUGGAUGAAGAUGGAAGUGGGGCCUGUAGCGCCGUAUCGUCAAGUCAAAGCUUCGAAUUCUGCGAGGAUCCUUCUUUCUGGAAGGAUCACAACGUGCAGGUUAUUAUCAGAAUCCGCCCCCUUAGCAAUACCGAACUCUCAUUGCAAGGGUACAACAAAUGCAUUAGGCAAGAGAGUUCUCAGGCAAUUACUUGGACUGGGCAUCCUGAGUCUCGAUUUACCUUUGAUCUUGUUGCAGAUGAGAACGUUAGCCAGGAGAAGCUUUUUAAAGUUGCUGGUUUGCCGAUGGUGGAAAAUUGUAUGGGAGGCUACAACAGCUGCAUGUUUGCUUAUGGCCAAACUGGAAGUGGGAAGACUCACACCAUGCUUGGAGACAUUGAGGGUGGUACUCGAAGACACAGUGUUAACUGCGGGAUGACACCACGAGUUUUUGAGCACUUAUUUUCUAGCAUUCAGAAGGAGAAAGAGGCGAGGAGAGAUGAGAAGUUAAAAUUUACAUGCAAAUGUUCCUUCUUGGAGAUAUACAAUGAACAGAUCCUUGAUCUUCUGGAACCAUCAUCGAACAAUUUGCAGAUGAGAGAAGACAGUAAGAAAGGAGUUUAUGUUGAAAAUCUCAAGGAAGUGGAGGUUGCAAGUGCUCGAGAUGUUAUUCAACAACUUAUCCAGGGUUCUGCAAACAGAAAGGUUGCUGCCACUAAUAUGAAUCGUGCUAGCAGUCGUUCUCAUAGUGUGUUUACUUGCAUCAUUGAAAGUAAGUGGGAAUCUCAAGGUGUGAAUCACCACCGGUUUGCUCGACUCAAUCUUGUAGAUUUGGCUGGAUCAGAGAGGCAAAAGAGCUCUGGUGCAGAAGGCGAACGUCUCAAGGAAGCUACUAAUAUCAAUAAGUCUCUUUCAACACUGGGCCUUGUAAUUAUGAACCUAGUAAGUAUAUCCAAUGGGAAGUCACUCCAUGUUCCUUACCGUGAUUCAAAGCUCACGUUUCUGCUUCAGGAUUCUCUCGGAGGGAAUUCCAAAACUACAAUAAUAGCAAAUAUUAGCCCCUCCAGUUGUUGUUCGUUGGAAACAUUAAGCACACUAAAGUUUGCUCAGCGCGCUAAAUUUAUUAAGAAUAAUGCCAUUGUAAAUGAGGAUGCAUCUGGAGAUGUUAUUGCCAUGAGAAUGCAAAUUCAACAACUAAAGAAAGAAGUAUCCCGUUUACGAGGUCUGGUUGGUGGAGGAGAAGCUCAGGAUAAUGACAUUUCGGUCAUUAACUUUCCAGGAUCUCCAGGAUCCUUCAAAUGGGAGGGAAACCAUGGAUUAUUUAGCCCAUUAACCUCCAGUAAAAAGAUAUCUCAGAAAAAAGACUAUGAAGUUGCACUCGUUGGGGCCUUUAGGAGGGAGAAGGACAAAGAGAUGGCAUUGCAGGCACUAAGAGCUGAAAAUCAAGCAGCCAUGCAACUUGCCAAACAAAGGGAAGAUGAGAUUCAAGGUCUCAAGAUGAGGCUUCGUUUUCGAGAAGCUGGAAUAAAGAGACUAGAAGCGAUUGCUUCUGGAAAGAUCUCUGCUGAGGCACACUUGCUGAAAGAGAAAGAGGAGCACUUGAAAGAAAUUGAGGUCUUGCGAGCACAGGUGGAUCGAAACCAAGAAGUGACUAGAUUUGCAAUGGAAAAUUUGCGAUUAAAAGAAGAAAUUAGAAGGUUGAAAUCAUUUUAUGAAGAGGGUGAAAGGGAAGUAAUGAAUGAACAGAUCAUGGUACUGGAAAACAAGUUGCUAGAAGCACUAGAUUGGAAACUAAUGCACGAAGCUGACAUGAAAACAAAUUCUGACUCGGUGAUGGAAGAGGCACAUGGUGAUGAGAAUCUUACUUCCAAAGAGGAGUUAGGACCAAAAUCACCUUUGCAGUCUUCUACUCGUGAGGAAAAUGAGUUUCUCAAAAUGCAGGCUAUCCAAAGGCAAGAAGAAAUGGACUCAGUGUGCAAGAAGUUAGAAGUUUGCCUUGAAGAGAAAGCAAAGUUGGAAAGGCAAGUGGAUGAUUUGGCAACAAAACUUGAACAAGAGAAACUCCAAACCAUGGAAGAGGGAAACCGGGAAAUGGACCUUCCCCCAUCACCAAGCAAUAUGUCCAUCAUUAGCAUCAAUGAUCAAUUGGAAUUGAAAGCAAUGGUAGAUGCUAUUGCUGCUGCUAGUCAAAGAGAGGCAGAGGCUCAUGAGACAGCAAUUAUUUUAUCAAAGGAGAAUGAUGAGCUCAAGAUGAAGCUUAAAAUUUUGAUCGAGGAUAACAGCAAGCUAAUUGAAUUGUAUGAACAGGCUGCUGCUGAAAAUAAUAACAUAAUUGUUAAUAAAGCUGAGGAUGCUCAAGAAGAUGCUGCCCAGGUUAAUGGCGGCUGUUCUCCUGAAGGAGCAAGAGAAGAGGACACUGAGCCUGAGAUGAAAAGAGCAAUUGAGAAUCUGCAGCACCAAGUACUCGAAAUGAAUGAAGAAAAUGAAAAGUUGAUGAGCUUGUACGAAAGAGCCAUGCAAGAGAGGGACGAUCUUAAAAGAAUCCUUUCAUCUUGUGUCCAUGAAAGAGAUGAAUCCAGAAGGGAAAUGGAAUGCCCAGAAAAGCUGGUUGAAGUCGAUGAGGGAGAAAAAGAAUCGGGUAUGGAAACUGGUUUCCGGGGAAUGCAGGGUGGGAUUGACUGUAAAGGCUUGGUUACUUUGUCUGGUUCUAAUUUGUGUAUAGAGCGUGAUGACCACAAGGGGCAAAGUCAGAUCAGUGCCCAGCAAAAUAACUAUCGCGAAUCAGAUGAACUUCCUGGCCACGUCAAAGAAAGAGUUUUACUGGAGGAGAGUGCUUUAAUGAAGGAAUCUCGAGUGAAUCAUGAGGCCGAUGUUCCUGUCUGCUCUGACAUGGAUAUCGAAGUACUGACUGCGGAAGAGCUAUCACAGGAAUUAAAUUAUGCUAGAAAGAAACUUGAAAGAGUGGAAGAACAGAUUUCAGAUGUUGUCAGAACUCUGGCAGCGCUAGGCAGUGCUGAAAAGGCCACGAUCGAGGUGGAUAAGCUCUUCAAAGAAAUUGAAGUUAUAGAAAACGACAUCCAUAUUAAACAUCAGCAGAUAGAAUCCUUAAAACUCUUGCUAUCAGAAGCACAAGAAAGACGGACUCUAGUUGAUAAGAAGUUUUCUGCAGUUAAAUAUUCAUUGUCAAACUUUGUCUCAUCGUUUUCUUAUUUUGAGCAACGAGAAGUACAAGCAAGGGCCGUUGUAUGUGAAUUGACGAGAUGUCUUGACGAAAAGAGAGAGGAAUUGGCUUCUCUUCAGGCAUGCAAGCUUGGGGUAGAGAAUGCCAAAAAGAAAAACCAAGAAUCUGAAGCUGAACUGGUGGCAAACCUUGCAUUUACCAAAUCCCAAUUGGAGGAAGAGAACCGCAAGCGGGAGAGUGAAAAGGUUCUCUUUGCGAUUGAUAACAUUCAGAACAUGGACUCUUCACAGAAAAACUGGCAUCUGAUUGGUAAAGCUACUGACUUACUGAGGUCAGAGGAAGAAACAACCAAGCUGCAAGCAGCGACGAAGCUGUCUCAGGAAAAGCUUGGCAUCACAAGAAAGGAACUAGGAAAUCUAAAUAAAAAGCACGCAACCUUGGAGGGGCAGAUACAAGCUGUUCAAAUGGAAAUACAGGAAGUUUUGAGGAAAGCAGAGGAAAAGGAGCUAGCACUUCAGCGAGUGAUGAAUGAAAAGGAGAUGCUCUUGGAAUUUAGAAACAAUGGGAUGACGGAAAUAGAGUCCAUGAUCAUUGAGUUGCAGGAAUAUGUGUUUAAAUCAGAUUUGAAGCAGGCUGAGAUAAAGAUCCUGGAGGAAGAAUUACAGAUGGGGUCCAGAAGAAUCGAGGAGUUACAGACAGCUAGAGUCAUGGCUGCUAGUGAGAAAGCCAAUUUGCUGGCCUCAACAUCUAAUUCAUGCUUGUUUGAAAAGCUAGAGGAAGAAAUGCAAAAUGUAAGGGCGUCUGUCCUGGAGACAAAGUUGUUGCUGGAAGAAGGCAGUUCACAUGCUGCCUAAUGCGUCUAACUGUAUGACUGUUCCUUAUCCUCCACUUAAUUCACAACAUGUUCUGAUGUACCUCCGGUAUUAUGCCUAGGGUCGCAUUGACCCUUUCAUUAAUUUAUGCAACUGUAAACUAACCAAACUGCUGUUGGUUCAAUGUAAUUAAUCCCUUCUACGUUUUUUUGAGU